Gossypium raimondii (Peruvian cotton) is the source of this 1259-nucleotide messenger RNA. RefSeq lists its product as uncharacterized. Gene Ontology annotation, cellular component: U2-type spliceosomal complex; post-mRNA release spliceosomal complex. Bases 95 to 1024 code for a protein of 309 amino acids. Gene Ontology annotation, biological process: mRNA splicing, via spliceosome. The record is from RefSeq and is a predicted model, not a curated record. Lineage: Eukaryota; Viridiplantae; Streptophyta; Magnoliopsida; Malvales; Malvaceae. The transcript has 7 exons.
UAUAGGGCCAUAAUAAAGUAGGGCAAAAUCUCAAUUUCCAGUAUCCAAAUCAGAAGAAGAGAGGAGGAAGAAGAAGCCAGACCGAGAAGAAAUUAUGUCUUCGCUUGCAGCUGCUAGAGCAGAUAACUUUUACUAUCCUCCAGAAUGGGAUCCAAGUCAGGGCUCCUUGAACAAGUUUCAUGGACAACAUGCUUUGAGAGAGAGGGCGAGGAAAAUAGAUCAAGGCAUUUUGAUUAUAAGGUUCGAAAUGCCUUUCAAUAUAUGGUGUGGGGGGUGCAAUUCUAUGAUAGCAAAAGGUGUACGGUUCAAUGCUGAGAAAAAGCAAGUGGGAAAUUAUUAUUCUACAAAGAUAUGGAGCUUUACCAUGAAGUCUGCGUGCUGCAAACAUGAGAUAGUCAUUCAGACGGACCCCAAAAAUUGUGAGUAUGUGAUCAUUAGUGGGGCUCAGCGGAAAACUGAAGUGUUUGAUGUUGAGGACGCAGAGACAUUAGAACUCCCUGCUGAUGAAGAAAGAGGCAAGCUUGCUGAUCCAUUUUAUCGUCUUGAACACCAGGAGGAGGAUUUGCAGAAGAAGAAAGAAGCUGAGCCAGUACUGGUUCGCCUUCAGCGUGUAUCUGAUGCCAGGCAUUCAGAUGACUAUGCCCUCAACAAAGCUCUGCGUGCCAAACUUAGAAGUCAAAAGAAGAGGGUUUUUGAAGAAGAAUCUGCUUCAAGGAAAAUGGGCCUAAGCAUUCGACUACUUCCGGCAAGUGAAGAAGAUGGUGCUACUGCUGCAGGAGUCAAAUUUUCUUCCAAGUUUGAGAGAAACAGGAAAGAUAAGAGAGCAUUGAUUAAAGCUGCUUCAAUCUUCCCUGGAUCAUCUGGGUCGUCCUCGUCCAAUAAGAAGAGGUUGGAGCUCGAGUCCAAGAGAAGAAAAAUCUGUGCAGCUGCAGCUUCUAACUUGCUGACACAGGGGUUCAAACCAUCAUCAUGGUCACAAGAUGCUGUGAAGAAGAGUGCUUCCUUGAAUGCACGGAAAUUUUAGCUCGAGUUUUCUGACUGCUGUUUCUAUUCACAUAUAAGAUAGCUGGAAUGGAUGGAUUCCAAUCUCUGAUGUUUCUUGUGAAAGAUUGUGGUGGUGGAUCAUGUAUAUAGUUACACAUUUACUGCUAGAUAACUGUUCUCUUUGGUCAUAACAAAUCUGUUAUAUGUCUCAUAGGUGUUGCAUAUGACUUGAUUCUGCUGAGAAUUUGGAAUGAACUAGAUAUUUUUGCCCCCAA